This is a messenger RNA of Oikopleura dioica, 1071 nucleotides long. The record is from the annotation of a GenBank genome assembly. Lineage: Eukaryota; Metazoa; Chordata; Appendicularia; Copelata; Oikopleuridae.
AUGCCGGCAGGCAGAAUUACUCGCUAUUUUAAAUGCGAAAGUUACCACUGUGCUGAGAAUCCAAAGUGGAAAAAUGCAGACCAUCAGGCGGAAGUACAGAACUGUCCCUGCUGCGAAAUCGAGACAGAGCCUUACAAAAUCAAGUGUACGGGACGAUUAUUCGGCAAUUUCAAAUGCAGAGGAACAAAGAAAAGCUGCGGAAAUCAUUGGAACUCCUCCUAUGCAUUUUGCGGCAGAUGGCAGCAGUGCGCUCGCUGCUUCCAGAAAGUAGAGCCUUAUCAUCUCAUCGAACUGAACGAAAAGAAGGGCAUGUCUGGUCCACCAAAGCCCCACUGGCAAGAGUUCUGCCAAGUCUGCAAAGAUCUACGAAGCCAGGGAAUCUUCCACGGAUGCCAAGGCUUUUUUGAAGAAGCAGAACUGAACCUCAAACAGAAGAAAGAAGAAGUGCCAAAAGUAAAGAAUGGGUACAUGCAGCACAAUCCAAAAAUAAUGAGCCUUUUCGGCGAAAAGAAGAAAAAGCCAGAAAUCAAGCCGAAAAAUAAUGAACCAAAUUAUCAUCCUCAACAACAUCGAGGAGCCGGAAUUCUCGACUUUGAAGCGUUCCACAAAAUGAAUAUCAGAAUUCACGAAGAAGAAAAGGCAAAACAAGAAUCAGACGAAAAAGCAAAACAGAAAGUAGAAAACAAACUGGCGAAAAAGAAAAAAUCAAAGACAAAGAGUAAAGAAGAACCAAGUCAGGACAACGUUCUCAAGAAAAUCGACAAGACUGAGAUCGUCAAAGAAGCCGAAAAAGAUUCGAAAGAAAAACAUCCCGCAGCUGCUUUGGAGAAGAAAAAAUCCAAAAAGAAGAAGACGAAGAAAAAGCCAGUAGAAGAAAACGAGAAGAAAAAAGCGGAGAAAAUCGACCUGAAAUUCCCCUUCGCGAAAUGGCGCGAAUCAAAUGCUUCUUUAGAAAAGUCGAAGGAAAAGUCCGCCAGAGAAAAGUUCGUCGAAGAUCUUGCUCUUCAGAUGAUCACCUUGCGAAUCAAGAAUCGACUGACCAUUCCGACAGGAGCCGGCGAUACGAAUUAG